AUGGGCGGUGUCGUUCUUGCAGAGGCCGGGGCCCAGAAGGAGCAUCCGGCGAGAAAAAGCUUCAUUGCUCACAAUUUUGGGCGGCCGCUUGAGUCCGGAGGCGUCCGGCAAAGCAUUUUGGCAUUGAACAUGAGCGCAAUAGGAGGCGGUUUGCUCACACUGUCGUAUGCGAUGCGCCUUACAGGGAUUGGACUGGGUUGUUUUUUAGUUAUUGUCGCGGGACUGGCAAGCGCUUAUAGUAUCCAGAUACUGAUGGAGCAGGCAGCGGAGACAGGCUCCACACAGUAUGGGGAGUUGGUUGGGAAGAAGAUGCGAGGUUGCGGCACUGCGUUUAAUAUCGUGCUUUCCGCUUACGGCUUUGGUUGUCAAGUAGCUUACUCGAACUUUGUCGGCGAGUUCACGUCUGCUCUGUUUCAAGUGAUGCUUCCGAGUGUGCCGAUCCUGCACAGAAAAGACUUUGUGAUGUUCGCUAUUCUUGUAAUAGUGAUCCCCCUGACGGUUCCCCGUAGCAUCAGCGCGCUGCGGUACGUCUCUCCGAUCAGCGUUGUUUCGCUCAUGUACACGGCAGUACUGAUCAUUACGCGCACGCCAGAAAAAGUGACGAGCAAUGUCGUUAGUACUACAAUGCUACCAAAAAUUGUUGAUGUUUCAUCUCCUAUUAGUUACCUCUAUAGUAGGUAGUUUCAGUCCAGUCGGUAUUGAAAAACCGACUGCUGCCCGAUGUUUUUAUUUGGAAAUAUCUAUUGCUUCUUCUCGUAUUGACGUUGAAAUUCUAGCACCAUGACACGAUAUCAGGUGAACUCAACGUGUGGACAAUCGAUUGGAAUUUUUUCGUCGCUCUGGGAAAUUUUAUCUUCGCGUACAAUUGUCAUUUGAACGUUGUGCCGGUUGCCAGCGAGUUGCAAAUCGCGACAGAUGUGAAGAUACGCAAAAUUACUUACUCGGCUGUUUUCGUCCAAAUGUUUUUUUAUCUCUGCAUCGCGCUCGCAGGAUACCUCAGCUUCGGGGAAGCCGCAAGAUCAGAUAUCUUGGCGAACUACGCCGUUGACGACCCCAGUGCUGUCGUUGCAAGAUGUGCACUAGCGACCACGUUGACCCUCGCGAUGCCGAUCGGCCUCAACCCAACCAUUCGAGCCUUCUUGGCCGUUUUUGACGCAGCUUGCGAAGCACAAAAAGACAACUCGUUAGAAACUGGCUCCCUAGAGGCAGAGUUGCUGGAGCGACCAAAGAAAUCACUGUUCGACAAUUGGAUUGCAAGGCUACUCUCAGCGAUGCUAUGUACUCUUUUCCCAUAGUCCUUGAUGUCGUCUUUAGAGUGUUUUUCAGAAGUUGUAAUGUGGAUUUGUUCAUCAUCAACUACACCGAAAAUCGGAGGAUCUUUGUCUUUCAUGCGUAUUUUCAUCACAACGAACUGAUACGACAGAUACAAUAAGCGCCGCCAUAAUGGCGUGCCUGGUGGGUGACCCCUCACAAAUAUUUGGGCUAACAAGCGCAGUGACAGGGACGCUGAUGAUGUUUGUCUUACCUGCCGUCUUUUGUGACAACUUUCGACUUCCGGUCAUCGGACUUUUAGUGCUCGGCGCAUUGAACGGGGUAGGCGCAGUCGUUAUAGUCUUGCAAGGCAGCGGAGUGCUUCCAAAAGCACCACAUUGAUGCAGUUUAUUUUGUGCUCUUCAUUAGGAUUUAUCAAGAGUUCAGCCGCUGCAUAUCACAACCACGCGAAUGCCCCCCUCGAAAUUAGCGCAGCUUUUUUAUUUAAGAAUAGUUUCUCCAGCCUCUUCAAGUCGUUGUAUGCAGAGUAAGUCAAAAUGUUCUUCCAAGAAUCUCGUCAAUUGCUUCGGAUACUUUCUAGAGCUUUGAAGAUAUUACUUACACGUGUUCCCCUACAAAAAAUUGUUAUCACAUUUUUGACCCUCGCUCUGAUUUAGUCUCCAGUUUCGCAUGAUUCAAAUUUAAUGUAUUUUGAUUUUUGUCUUGCUCUUUAGCAUUUUCUGAAUUAUCUUGAUACUACCUACGUACUUGUUCUAGGUAGAAGUAGAAGUAGAUCUUUCCACCGACCAUCUCUCGUUAGAGUAGCGCAAGUUGAGCCGAAUAUACGCGUUGGUUACAACUUCGAUUCUUGUUUCACAAGCUUUCAUAAAGCCUAAAAACAAAUUUUGCUUUUACUAGGAGGCGUAUAAUAACGUACAAGUUGUAUUAUAGGUGGUCCGGUGUGUCGUACGUCCAAUUAAUGUACGAAUAGAUGAUAUCCCCGACCGCUGCACCAGGUGAGCAUAAGAUUAGAGCAGAACACUAGAAACCAGAGACACUGAGGAAGUGUGAAGGGCUUUCGCCUUUUCAAGCGUAGGAAGGAAAAAGUCAGGGAAGUAUAGGCCGGCGC
This is a messenger RNA of Amoebophrya sp. A25, 2380 nucleotides long. NCBI's taxonomy places the organism in Eukaryota, Dinophyceae, Syndiniales, Amoebophryaceae. The record is from the annotation of a GenBank genome assembly.